CAAACAGAUGGACAGUGCUACAGAACCGUAUGAUGAUGCCCCAUUUGAUUUACUGAAUCCCACACGGAUACGGUAUUACUUCAUUCUUGAUAGCCCUCCAAUUGAUAUUGGAGAAUAUUUAGUAGGAGAUAAAAUCCAAAUGCACAUAACACCCUACAUGGCAAUUUCCGAGACUGCGUUUGUUCGAUGGUUUCUGGAGCCCUCAGAACUCUCAGAGUCUGGGGAAAAUAUCACCAUAUUAACCGAGGGAGCAGAGGGCAUUUUAAUUAAUGGGAUCAGGGACGAAGAAUUUGGCCACAUCCGAGCUGUUGUUUAUGAUUUUACAAAGGAAAUACCGGGGAAGGUGGCUGUAGGACAAAGGCUGUUUGAUAUUCGGAAAGACAUAACAAAGACCUGCUCAGGGAACAUUAGGAGCACUCACACCUGCCAAUGCAACGAUGGCUUCGAAGGAAAUGGUGUUCACUGCUUGGAUGUUGAUGAAUGUACAGAAGGAACACCCUAUAAUUGCCUACCAGGAGCAACGUGUGUCAACACCCCCGGCUCAUACAAGUGUCAGUGUGAGAAUGGGUAUGAGGGAGACGGCAUAUAUUCCUGCAUAGACAUUGAUGAGUGUCUCCUGCAACGCCAUUCCUGCAGCCCCAGUGCCUUCUGUGUCAAUACCCUGGGAUCCUUCACAUGUCUUUGCCAGGCCGGACAUUUUGGUGACGGCAUUCACUGCAUUGCCUCCAGUACAUGGACCCCCUGGUCACCAUGGUCAACCUGCACUGCGACAUGUGGGGUGCAGAACAAAAUGCGUAUCCGUGAAUGCACGCACCCAGAGAGCGGAAUGCGUUGUGAGGGACCGUCGGCCGAACUGAUGGGUUGUGAAAUGCUUAGACCUUGUCCAGUGAAUGGGCAGUGGUCUGAGUGGUCGCCAUGGUCCCCAUGCACUGCUUCCUGCGCUGGCAUCAAGAAACGAGUUCGUAUCUGUGACAAUCCCUCUCUGGCCAGUGGGGCUGUCCCGUGCAGUGGUCCAUCCGAACAGGUCAUGCCGUGUGGAAACACCGACUGCCAAGUCACUGGGUCUUGGUCGACGUGGACAGCGUGGAGCCCUUGUCCGCUCAGCUGUGGAAUGGCAAUAAUGAAACGUUCCCGUACCUGCAAUGCUCCAGUCUCCAGGGAAAGUGCAACUUACUGCGCAGGGCAUAGCCAGCAGGAAAGAUCUUGUGGAUUUCCGGUUGAUUACUGCAAGUAUCUGUCUCAGUCAUCAGACUCUGUCUUAACAGGAAAAUGGACAUAAGUGUUGACCCACGCUUCAGUAUCACUGACUCUGCUGGUAGAUCAUUUCUG
This is a messenger RNA of Hypanus sabinus (Atlantic stingray), 1329 nucleotides long. Its product is annotated as adhesion G protein-coupled receptor B1-like. Bases 8 to 1279 code for a protein of 423 amino acids. Gene Ontology annotation, molecular function: calcium ion binding. The transcript has 10 exons. The record is from RefSeq and is a predicted model, not a curated record. NCBI's taxonomy places the organism in Eukaryota, Metazoa, Chordata, Chondrichthyes, Myliobatiformes, Dasyatidae.